This is a messenger RNA of Colletotrichum destructivum, 3205 nucleotides long. RefSeq lists its product as uncharacterized. NCBI's taxonomy places the organism in Eukaryota, Fungi, Ascomycota, Sordariomycetes, Glomerellales, Glomerellaceae. The transcript is spliced from 3 exons. The record is from RefSeq and is a predicted model, not a curated record. Bases 461 to 2785 code for a protein of 774 amino acids.
GUGAAAUAACAUCCAUGACUCCCGCCCGGCAAACCCGCCUGCUUCCCUCCUGACUUCUCUCUCUUUUUUUCUCUACCCACCAACAUCGCAACAUCAAACAUCAGGCGCGCCAAGUGACAGACACGAUCGAAGCUACUCCAAAGCUGGAGCAACUUCCUCUCGUCUGGUAUUCAGUCAUCCCUUCCCGUCCACACUGGUCCAGUCCGUUUAUACCCAUUUGCCGCCGAUUGUUUGCCCUCUGCGCACAACGCAAACGAGACCAACUACCCAAAAACGAGCCUUGUUAUAUCGCGUCGUGCUUCUCUCAAGACCGCUGAGAACUGCUUCUUGUCGAGGUACACCUAACACCUACUACAUCCACCAAUAAUUACUCGGACGUGGCCGCCGCAAGGACUCGAUCCCCGUCACCAUAUCCUCCACCUUUCGCCGUAUCCCUUCUUUGAUCACCACCAUCAACGCAAUGUCUGGCGUAAUACACAACAACGCGGCUACUGCCCCUCAAGGUUUCUCCAUCUCGCAGCCCUUCCUCGGCGCUGCUUUGCAGUUCUACCCUGAGAUGGGUACCCAGCAACUCGACGACCUCAUCCACGCCUACGUCUCUGGCUCUGCCUCCAUCCUGGAGAAGCGUGCCACUGUUUCCAUGGACUUCUUUGCCUACUCACAGCUCACCGGAGAGACCUUCAAGUACUAUGCUGUCGCUGGCCAGUCCUUGAGUUCCACAACCUCGUCCGUCGAGUCCAGCCCCAUGCAGGACUCUAGCUACAGCUCCAACUUCGUAUCCCCCGUCAUCUCCGACUGGAGCUGGUCGCAGUCGACGCCCAGCUCGGCUUCCGUCUCAACCCCAGCGUCAGUGACCCACGAGACAACGCUUCCAAAGUCCUCGAAGAAGGCCGGUUCGUCGGCGGCGAAGUGUCAGGCCAGCGACUUCUCCCACCUCCCCGGCAUGAAGAUCAUGACCAAGGAUGGUCGGGAUGUCACGAAAUCAGCCUCCCGCGGUUGUAAGACCAAGGAGCAGCGCGACCACGCUCAUCUGAUGCGCAUUAUCAAGGCUUGCGAUGCCUGCAAGAAGAAAAAGGUCCGCUGUGACCCCAGCCAUAAGAAGCGCACAGCUGCUCAAUCUCAGGGUACCAGUACUGGUCCCGCUCCGAUGCGCAUGGCAAAGAAGGUCAAAACUUCUGCGAAGAAUACACGUGCAGUUGCCGAAAGGUCACCGCACCAGAACGCAACAUCUGCAGAACCAUCAUUAUUUCCAGAACUAUCCUCUGCUGGUCUUGAUAUUCCAGACAUGUCAGUCGACCUUCUAGAGUCUUGGGAGUCUUUUGUUCGGUUCGACGACGAAUCUGUCGAUGCUGGCGGUCCCUUCCUCUACGACUUCUUCUCCGACCCAGCGGGCCAUCUCACAUCUGAGUCGAGUCAAUCCUCCGCCGUGCCCUCGGCGGUAUUCGCCCAGUCGCAGGGUGGACUUGAUGCGCUGCAGAUCCCGAGCAUCAGCAAGCCAUUCCCCGAUGAACCUGCAGUUUGCUCGCCUACCCUCCCGUACCUGGACUCCGCUGCACCCGCGAACAACUACGUGGACUUCAACCUCUACUCGCCCGAGCCAAGCUUCCUGGAUGAUGAUAUGGAACUGCUUACCGACAUUCGCCCUGCCAUCCGCAGGAACCAGGGCACUCCUUCGCCGCACAGCGGCCUGGCCCAAAGCGGCCAGUCGCUGUCCUCACCACAAGUUGAUCGUGAUCGUUCACCAGCAGCAUUGGAUGAUCAGCGGUCAGCUGACUACGGGGCGACCUCCAACGAAAGAUCUUUAGGAGAAUCCAACUUCGAAGAUCAUCGCUGUCGCUCGGACCCACGUGGCGAUAUCCGUCCAGCUUCAUCAACCCUCUUCGAAGGGUUGGAAAACACGAAUCCAUUCCCUAUGGAACAGAACGUCUCACCGAGCGAGUCGGUGUCUCAAUGGGUUGUUUCCAACAGCCUCUCAGCCGCCCAAUCAGUUCAUUCAUCACACGUAACGGAUGGAGACCUUCAACCAACUCAAGUUCCACUGCCACACGUCAAAUCUCCGUCUAUUAGUGUGCUACGACAAGUAGGAGAAGGAAAUGCGAUCGCUGGCAGAGCUACUGGUCGCAUACCGUCAUCCUUGGGAAUCGUGCUCUCACACUUCCCGAGCUCGCCCGAGGAGACUGCUUGUUACAUGCAGGCUACAAUCACAACAUUCAGCCGCGACGAUCCAGGGGCAGUCGACAGCGGAACGAUUGCCACUUCAUCGGAUACCCAUCUCCAGGUGUCAGCGUCAAGGCUUUCGGGAAGUCGUGCCUCUUCUGCACCGCUCAGUUCUAAGCCCUCCGGUUCCCAGGUCUUCGGACUAAGCGGGACGCAGCCACUAGCAACAAUGGAAACGGGCAACGACUUCGCCUGGAAGCGGCGCCCCCGUGUCGACGACUUGUCCAACUUGCAGCUUCUCAUCCAUACAGCGCUCCUUGUAGCAACGUUUGGUAUGGUCGUUACUUGGCAUGAGGCGCAGUCAUUUGUCAGCGGGGUUUUCCAAAUCGCCUUUGGUCUGGCCAUGUACCAUGCCUACCAAUUCAUCUUGAGUCAAUAUGACUCGGGACCGCAACAGAGUCUUCUCAGUACCACGCCGAAGCCGCAGGGCUUCAGCAAUGGCGCGAGGCUACUCUCCUGUGUCAGCAUGAGACUGCGACAUACCUGUCGUCAGAACCAGGACGUUCAUUGCCGAAUUACACCGGCACGGACGUCUAGGAUUCUGAGCCUCGCGCAAGCGUUCUCGUGAGCUCUUACGUCGACCUGCGGCCCGGACUUGGUGGUCUUGGCCUGUAUGGAUAGGGAAAUAUGCCGUGGUUUUCUUUGCUGAUGUUUCUGGAGCGUUGGUUUCUGAGAUACCCCUCUGUUUUUUGAUGAGACGCGUAAUUCUCAUAUAGGGAAGCGUGUCGGCUAUAUCAUCGGGCAAGAUGGUGUAUUGACUGCCCAAGCAGGUUCAAUACAGGAAGAAGGAUAUUAAGACUGCCUAUUAGUCCAGCCUACUUUUAGUGUUGCUCUUGAACCGCUUACAAUACACUGCCUUGCUCUCAUAUCCGCAAAAUCACGCUGUCGGUGUGCCAUACCCGUUUGAAGAAACAAUAUUGAUUGCUUCAGGAUCCUUGGAUGUUUCUUUGAGUUUCAUGUCUCGAGUGACGAGUAUUGAGGUUUAUCU